CUCUCAUCGCCUCGCUCGUCUCGUUUCGUUUUUUCCCAAGUACAAAAGCAGCGCGCGCGCGCGGAGGCGUACCUAUAUACGUAUUUGCCUCGAGCAUCUACGCGCGUAUAUACGGUGGAAUAUACGCGACUCGACAGAAGGGGAUACGUAUACAUAUACGACGUCGUCUAUGGCGCCGGAGAUGGUAGCGGAUGAGAAGGCGAAGGUGGAAGCGACGGGGAGGAUGGCGUCGAUAGAGAUGGAGCCCAAGACUCUCACCCUCGACCAGCUCAAGUUCGCAAGGGAGGCGGCGCUGUACGUGCUGAGCACGAAGCCGGCGGAGGAGGCCAUCCGGAUCUUCACCGAGGGCCUCAAGCCGGUGCACCUCGCCGCCGGCUGCGGCGGCGGCGGCAGGAAGAGCUCCACGAUGGCGGCGGACUCGUCGUCGGACGACGACCUCGACAUCGGAUGCUUCCACGAUGACUACGCCGGCAAGUCGUACUGCCGCCACCAUGGCGGCGGCCGUCGCCGCCGUCGCCGUUCAUCUUCGGCCGUCGAGAAAGACGUCGCCACGGCGCCCUUCUAGUUCUAGCUGCUUCUAGAAGAACCCUUUUUACCUUUUUUUUUUUUUUUUUUGCUUUGUUUGAUAAGCUGGCCUUGUAUGUGUUUUUAUACCGAACGGGCCGGCCGGUUUUGUGUUGAGCUAAAAGCGGCAAAUUUUGGCGUGUAGUAGUUUGAAGGCCAUAGAGAGGCCUCGGCUAGAAGAAGAGGCGUGACGGUAGUGAACUGUCGUUGCAUGUAAAUAUCAGUAGCUAGCUAGCACGUACGUACUGCACUGUACAUUAUGAACGCAAAGUUUUUGUUUCCUUUUUGCUUUCCCUUUCGAGAGAAAGAUGAAUGUUUACAAUUACACAUUUACGAAAGUUGACUA
This is a messenger RNA of Oryza sativa Japonica Group (Japanese rice), 910 nucleotides long. RefSeq lists its product as uncharacterized. Lineage: Eukaryota; Viridiplantae; Streptophyta; Magnoliopsida; Poales; Poaceae. The record is from RefSeq and is a predicted model, not a curated record.